Messenger RNA from Penicillium cinerascens, 1362 nucleotides. RefSeq lists its product as uncharacterized. Gene Ontology annotation, molecular function: protein kinase binding; cyclin-dependent protein serine/threonine kinase regulator activity. Gene Ontology annotation, cellular component: cyclin-dependent protein kinase holoenzyme complex; nucleus. The record is from RefSeq and is a predicted model, not a curated record. The transcript has a single exon. Gene Ontology annotation, biological process: regulation of cyclin-dependent protein serine/threonine kinase activity. NCBI's taxonomy places the organism in Eukaryota, Fungi, Ascomycota, Eurotiomycetes, Eurotiales, Aspergillaceae. Bases 1 to 1362 code for a protein of 453 amino acids.
AUGCCGUCUUUCUUCGCUCCAGGCCACGGCCUGCCCCCCACCCCUCCUCACGUCAACAGCGGUGGUCGCCUGGAUGAACCCACCUUCUACCCCAUCGGUCACGCAGCGUUCCCGCCUCGCUACCAUCAGAAUGGCUGUGAGUUUAUCGAACAGUUCUCGCAGUCGAUGUGCUAUGCGAAGCCCAACACGAUGAACCUGCACCCGGCGUCGGCGCACCCGAUGCACGCCACUCGGGACAUGCACCACAUGGGCCAGCCGAUGUACGGUCCGAUGGCAAAUGCUUUGCCCCCGAUCCGGACCAACGUUCAACUGCCGCCCAUGGACAGUGCUAUUCCCCAGCAGUACCGCCGCCAGGAGCUUCCCCCGAUGCAACAUCAAGAACAGCCCCGCAAGGAGGAAAAAGCCACUGGAGGCGUCGCCGCCCAUCUGGAUUACGAAAUGGACCGCAUGUCCGACUUCGUGGCGGAAAUGACCCAGGGAAUGUAUGAGCUAUACAACACCAAGAUCACCCUAGCAGAUAUUGACAUCGCGCGAAGCAUCUCCCCAGGAUCUUCGGUCCCCCCACAGUUCCGGAAAUACGUCUACCAAAUCUUGUCCUCGACCCGACUCCCUAGUUCGACCAUUCUUCUGGGCCUGUUUUACAUGUCCUGUCGCAUGCGCAAGUUGUCUGCCCAGCGGGUCUUUCAGACAGGCAGUGGCCAGAUCUACCGCAUGUUGACCGUGGCACUUUUGCUAGGAAGCAAGUUCCUGGAUGACAACACCUUCCAGAACAAGUCUUGGGCAGAAGUUAGCAACAUCCCCGUAUCUGAGCUGAACAAGAUGGAGUUGGAGUGGCUUUUUGCCUUUGAGUGGAAGAUUCACGACCGCAUCUAUGACCAGCAGGAUGGCUUCGCCUCGUGGCGCCGACACUGGGAAACCUGGCGUGCCAAGGCCAACGUCCGGGCUCAACAGGAGUCUCGCCAGACCCUCAAGCCCCUCGACACUAACGUCGUCCGACACCAGGGCGUCUCGAAGCCUCUCAUGUCCCCCGAGGGCCCCAUUCCGCCCCAAUACCAGCGCAGUUCACACUUUGAGAACUCCUGGCUCAACCCAACUGCCUCCGAGUACUCUCCGCCGUCCGCUCCUCACAGCGGUCCUAACACGCCGGACUACUACUCGGUUGGUCCUUGGGCUUACUCGAAUCCCCCCGCCGCCCUACACCCGGGCCUGGAUUCCCCCUCCGCAGCAUAUGGCCCCAUCGGUGCCCCGUUCGCAGCCUCCAUCCUACCAUCACACUCCGGCGUACGGUCUCCCAUUCGCCCAGAGUGCCUGGACUGGCCACGGUUCAUCGUGUGGCUGCAUGUACUGUGCCAAGCAUCUUGA